Messenger RNA from Linum trigynum, 4311 nucleotides. The record is from the annotation of a GenBank genome assembly. Lineage: Eukaryota; Viridiplantae; Streptophyta; Magnoliopsida; Malpighiales; Linaceae.
UAUCAAUCUGCAGUUCAAAAAUGAUUACAAGAACGGUCGAAUAUGGGACAUAAAUUUCUUCAACCGAACAAUAUUUGAAUUCCAAUUCCCUGAUUUUGCUCCCUGUUUGCUAAACUAAUUAAUUCCCAGUACAAAUGGCGGUGCUGAAUAGUUACUUCCUUACAACUCAGCUGCCUGGAGUUCAAACCAUCGUCUCCCCUGAAACUAAGAAAACAGAGCUCCUCACCAGAUUUGUUUUGGGUAUCCUAUCAAUCGGAAUUUCAAGCAGAAAUGCCUCCAAAGGAGAAGCCAAAGGAGGAUACGAUGGAUUUCUCCCUGAAAGAAACUUCCCCUGAUAUCGGCGGCCGCAAGUCCCUAACCACAAUCAGCAACGACAAGCUCACCUUAGUCGAGCAGCGCCACUUCCUCUACGUCAGGAUCGUCAGAGCCAACCUCAAUCCGGUCGAAGACCCAGAAAACUGCUUCCUCCACCGCCCCUUCGUCGAGCUCAGAAUCGGCUGCCACCGAGCAGCGACCCGGGUGCUCGUGGACCCGACCCACAACCCGGAAUGGAACCAGGUCUUCGCCUUCGCCAAAGACGCCGGCCGGCUUCAGGGGAACCUCCUGGAAAUCCUCGUUAAAGACGCCACCAGCCAGGGGAAAAUCACGGGUCGGGUCUGCUUCGAAACCGGCGACAUCCCGACCCGGUUCCCGCCCGACAGCCCCCUGGCUCCACAGUGGUACAGAUUGGAGGACGGCAACGGGCAGCGAGUAGCCGGAGAGCUGAUGGCCGCCGUCUGGAUUGGAAACCAAUCCGACGACGCCUUCUCCGUCGCCUGGCACUCCGGCGACGGCGACAGCGUCGCCCACACGCGCGCCAAGGUGUAUCAUUCCCCUAGACUGUGGUACCUCAGAAUCCAACUGAUUGGCGCUCAGGAUUUGUCAAUUCCCGACAUUAACAACAGAAUACGUCCCGAAAUCCACGUUAAAGCGGUUUUAGGGCAAAUGGUCCUGAAGAGCAGGAUCAUUUCCCCUGUCAGGAAUCCUACUACCACCACUACUACCCUAAACCCUUCCGAAGAGCUCGUAUUCGUCGCGGCAGAGCCGUUCGACGAUCCCUUGAUCCUCAUUGUCGAGGACCGAGCGACCGGGUUCAACAUCGGUCGUUCGGUGCUCGAUCUCGAUAGGCUGGAGAGGAGGAUUCUGCCGGUUCCUGCCAUGGGAGAGAAAUGGAUCAACAUAGAGAGAGUAGAGGCCGGAAAUGAUGAGAAGAAGGGAGCAGUCAAGCUCUGCGGGAGGCUUCACUUGAGGGUUUUCCUCGACGGGGUGUACCACGUCUUCGACGAACCGACCAACUACUGCAGCGAUCUCAGGGCCACUUCCCCCAAGCUGUGGCCCGAAAAGAUCGGGACUUUAGAGCUUGGAAUCCUGAAAGCACAAGGAUUGGUGCCGAUGAAGUCCAAGGAAGGCGGGAGGGCGUCCACGGACGCUUACUGCGUGGCGAAAUACGGGCCGAAGUGGGUCAGGACAAGUACUGUUCUAGACAGCUUCGCGCCCAAUUGGAACGAGCAGUACUCGUGGGACGUGUACGAUCCCUGCACCGUGAUCACCAUCGCGGUGCUCGACAACUCCCAACUAGGAAACACCAACGACAAUAACAAGAACAAGAACAAGACCACUGCUCCUUCCGAUUCAAGAAUCGGGAAGGUUCGAAUCCGGCUCUCCACGCUGGAAACGAAUCGGAUCUACACGCUGUCCUACCCUCUAAUCGUGCUACAACCUAACGGGGUGAGGAAAACAGGGGAGCUUCACUUGGCCGUCAAGUUCAAUUGCAACUCUGUAGCCAACCUGCUGCAAACCUACACGCAGCCAUUGUUCCCUAGAAUGCACUACAUCAAUCCGCUGUCGUUUUACCAGAUGGACGGGCUGAGGCACCAGGCUGCCUACAUCCUGUCGUCGAGGCUAGGCAGGGCGGACCCGCCGCUGAACAAGGACGUGGUGGAGUACGUGCUGGAUUCCGUGGUCAAUUUGUGGAGCCUCAGAAAGGGGAAGGCCAACCUGCACAGGUUCAUGGCCUGCUUCAGUUUCCUGUCGCGGAUUUACAGAGCGUUCGAUUGGAUUAAAGGAUGGAACAAUCCAUCGGUCACACUUUCUUUCUACUUCCUGUUCUUGAUCCUGGUUCAUUUCCCCGGACUCAUCCUGCCGUGUGUGUUUAUGACUCUUUUUUUGGCAUGCGUUUCCGGGUAUCCUCGUCGGCCCAGGCACCCUCCGCACAUGGACAUAAGGAUGUCACACGCGGAGGAUGCAGGGUUCGAUGUGCUAGACGAGGAAUUCGACACGUUCCCCACGUCGAGGCAAGGGGAGGUGGUGAGGAACAGGUAUGACAGGAUGAGAGGGAUUGGUGGCAGGGUGAUACUGAUGGUUGGGGAUGUGGCGACGCAGAUGGAGAGGGUGCAUUCGUUGUUUGGCUGGAGGGAUCCGAGGGCGACGAUUCUGUUCUUGGUGGCGUGUUUGGUGUGUUGCACGGUGGUGUACAUUUGUCCGGUGAGGUACUUGGUGGUGUUUGGAGGGAGCUAUGCGAUUCGGCCGCCGAGGAUGAGGGUUGCUGCUGUGCCGUCGCUGCUGCAUAAUUUCCUCAGGAGGCUUCCUUCCAACGCGGAUUGCAUGCUGUGAUUUGUGUUGUUGAUCGUUCGUAUCGUAUUAUCAUGUUCCUUCUUUGUUUGGUGCUUUUUUUCUGUCUUCUUCAGGAUCUGAACCUACGGGGAAGUUUUAGUGCUGUAAUGUGUACUGCUUGAUCGUGAUCUUGUGGUUUCGACGAUGAAUAUGUAUGCAUUUUUCAUUACUACAGCUUUACAAGCUCUGUAUAUCUUGAUUUAUUCCUGUUGGCUGUUGCGUUUUGGUUGCCCCUGCAAUUUGGGUUUUGAUGCAAUGGGAAGGUGGAAGCAAGUAGGAACAGGUGAUGGCUGGAACAGUUAGCUCUUCUCUGCUCUCCAUCUUUUGGUUGAUGAAUUUAGUAGGUCUUACUAGGUAGUACAUAAACUUAAAUGAAAGUUACAUAUAGAACCAAAAGAUCGAUGAAAAGUAACAUUGUAGUACUUCAAUAUUGUUGGUCGGAUGUUACAUCACCUUUACUUUUGAAAGUUUACAGGUAGGUCUCCCUUUCAUUGGAUGGUGAAUUUCAAGUCACUGACUUUUGAUAUGUAUUCGAAAUUUGUAAAAAAAAUAUACCAAAUAUUGUAAUCCAAUCACAAUAUUCACUUAACAUUCAAACAACUGAUACCAAAUGUAAAAAUUCACCUAUCCAAACUUGUCGUAAUAGUUAGUAACUUUCACGUAUACACGCGAAUUUAUUUGUAGCUUAACUUUAUGUAUGUCAAUUUCGAUGUCUGUAUUCAUUUUCCUUCUUUCUUUUCUAUAAUUGUAUGUAAUGGCACACCCAAAUGGAAUUCAAGUUUUUAGUGUAUAUGGAUGCAAUGUUGAACUUGUGCCCUACUCUACUUGCACUUGAUAAAAAGGUGACAAUAGACAAUAGUGACAUAAAUGAAAUUAGGACCCUACUAAUUGGAUGCAAUGUUAAUCCACUCAAGGAACUUAGGACCCUUUGUAGACGAUUGUGAUGCAAUUCGAAAUUUGUUCUUCCAACAUCCUCAAAUGAUCAUGGAAAUUGGAUAAAAUGUUUUGCUAAAUCUUCAAAAAGAUUAGAACCAAAUGAUAGGGGAUGAUUGAAAAUCUUCCACACUUAUCUUAGAGACUUUUUUCAUAUUGAAGAGAGUGUCGAGAGGAUGAGAGCUCUGCCAUCUAUAUCAUACACGACAUUGUUCAAAGCGAUUGGAUUAUACUUGUCGAUUCAAGUCUCUGCUUAAAGACAAUGUUGGCAAGACAAAAGCACAUACUGUUUGCUUCUAAUUUAGAUUUGCAUAUAAUAUGUCAACAUGAAAUUGGUGGAGUGGUUGUGACACCAGAAUUUGUAUCCAGAUUUUUUUUUAAUUUCAAUGCUCUUAACAUCCUAUUCUUCUAUUCUCCCACUCAUAUUGAGUUGAGGCACCCAUAAAAAAUGUUUAUCGCCAAUAUAAGAAGGCGAGAGUUGAGAAGGUUGAAAUUUCAAUUUAACAGAACAAUGACAAUCGUAAUUAUUUUUAUAUUAUAAAAUGAAUGGAGGGAUAUUUUGAUCAUCUCGACAAAAUUUUAGACGGAUUAGAUAAUUGGUGUGAAUCGAGUUACAAAGAUGAUCUACACGGCAACAACAAACAACUUGAACGAAAACUAAUGCUAGGAUUUUGAUUAAGAAUUGUAACAUAGAUCAGUAACCAGCAUUAAAAGACUUGAUAAUUC